AUGAAAGAUAAUGAGAAAAGUAGUAUGGGUGGAUCGAAGAAAUUGUGGAUGAGAUAUAAGACUCGAGUUGAAUUCGUGGAUGAGAUCAGUUGUUUGAUUAUUGAUCGUUCGAUGUGCUCAUCCACAAGCUCCCCAACAAUUGAGAGACAUUCCUUUAAUUAUCAACCAAGCAUUUGGAACCUUGAAUUCCUCAAGUCCUUGGAAAAGAAUCACAUCAAAGCACAAGUUGACCAUGAGAAAAUAGAGAGACUAAAAAGUGAGGUGAAGAAUAUGGUGGCUAAUGAAGAACAUGAACCCUUGAUGCUUUUCAAGUUAAUUGAUGAAAUUCAAAGAUUAGGGCUUGGAAAUUAUUUUAAUGAUGAUAUUAAGAGUGCAUUAAGAAGAUAUGCAUUCAACUUUAGUGAUUUAAAACUUAAUCUUCAUGCUACUGCUCUUGGGUUCAGACUUCUUAGACAAUUUGGAUUUUUGGUGUCUCAAGAUGUAUUCAAGCAAUUUAUGGAUGCAAAUGGUAACUUUAAGCCCUCUUUAAGGUAUGAUAAUGAGGGAUUAAUACAUUUGUAUGAAGCUUCAUACGUCACAUUUGUAGGAGAAAAUCUUAUGGAUAAGGUCAAAGCCUUUACUAUGGAAUAUAUUUCUAAUGAUCUUUGCUUGAAUGAAAGCAAACACAUUGUUGAUUAUAUGAAUCACAAAUUAGCUCUUCCCUUACAAUAUCAAGUGGCAAAAUUAGAAGCUAGACACCAUAUUGAGACACUUCCACAAAGGGAUUAUACUAACAAUGUAAGGGCUUUGCUAAUUGAACUUUCUAUGCUAGACUUCAAUUACAUGCAAUUCAUGUAUCAAGAUGAUCUAAAUGAUAUGUCAAGAUGGUGGAAGAAUAUGGAGCUAUCAGAAAACUUGAGCUUUACAAGAGAUAGACUAGUGGAGUGUUUCUUUUGGAGCAUUGGCAUAACAUCAUCUAAGCCUGAACUUAGUUGUUGCCGUAAGGCUUUAACUAAAGUGUGUAAUUUCAUCACAAUUAUUGAUGACAUUUAUGAUGCUUAUGCUCACAUUCAUGAGCUUCAUCUCUUUACCAAAGCCAUUGACAGGUGGAAUAUAAAUGAGAUAGAUGACCUUCCACACUACAUGAAAUUAACAUUUGUUGCUUUGUACAACACUAUAAACGAGAUCGGAUAUGAAAUUUUGAAGCUAAAGGGUCUCAAUUGCAUCCCUUUUCUAAUAAAUGCAUGGAAAGAAGUGUGUAAAGCGUUUAUGGUGGAGGCACAAUGGUGCCAUUACAAAGAAACUCCAUGUUUUGAGGAAUAUAUUGAGAAUGGAUGGGUUUCAAGCUCUGGGGCACUCCUAUUAACUCAUGCUUUUUUCUUUGUCACUUCCCAAAUUUCUUUGGAAGCACUUGAAGCCUUGAAAAUCAAUCAUCACAUUCUACGUUUGCCUUCUAUGGUUUUACGUCUCACCAAUGAUCUUGUAACUUCUGAGGAUGAAAUUGAAAGAGGAGAAACAACAAAUGCAAUAUCAUGCUAUGCUAAGCAUGCUAAUGUUUCACAUGAAGAUGCAUGCAAACACAUAACCAAAAUGAUUGAAGAGAAUUGGAAAAGGCUAAAUGAAAUUCAAGUUAAUAAUCAAACUCCAUUUACAAAGGAUUUUAUUGAAAUAUCCAUGAAUCUUGCUCGUACCUCUCAUUGUGUUUAUCAACAUGGAGAUGGUCAUGGAUCACCCGAAUUGCUACACAAAAAAGUUCUAUCAAUAAUUGUUGAACCUAUCCAUUUAUAUUCUUCAUAG
Messenger RNA from Amaranthus tricolor (Joseph's coat), 1776 nucleotides. RefSeq names its product tricyclene synthase TPS4, chloroplastic-like. The coding region runs from base 1 to 1776 and encodes 591 amino acids. Gene Ontology annotation, biological process: diterpenoid biosynthetic process. The record is from RefSeq and is a predicted model, not a curated record. NCBI's taxonomy places the organism in Eukaryota, Viridiplantae, Streptophyta, Magnoliopsida, Caryophyllales, Amaranthaceae. Gene Ontology annotation, molecular function: magnesium ion binding; terpene synthase activity. The transcript is spliced from 8 exons.